CAUGUGACAUUGAGCUGUGUCAAUCAUGGACAAUAAUACUUGAGCAUGACUGAGCAUGAUGGGAAGGUAACCCUCGAGUAGAGACUGGGUCAGACACAUGUACACCAUUCCUCUUCAAGAUGGCGGACGACAACGGAUCAAAUGAGUCGCCAGAUCAAAUCAAGUCUCUGCGGGACGAAGGCGGCGGCAAAGAAUUCACAGAUCGCGAAGUAAAUGGAGUUAUCGAAGAGGAACCUCCAAAAGGAGGUAAUCAAUUGGUAUCGGGUAGCUCUAAGAAGAAGAAGAAAAAGAGGAAGGGAAAAAGCAAUGAAGGAAGUGAAACUGUGGUUGAGUCUCUGCCAAGUCCGGCAGUUAACCUGCAAAAUCUACGCGAGCUACAAAAGAGCUUCGAACGUUUGCGGGCUGUGGAAGCGAAAGCGCCCAAAACAACAGAAGAAGCUAUGAAGAAGAAGUAUCAGUUCUGGGACACUCAGCCGGUACCUAAACUAGGUGGGUUUUUGUAAUGCAACAACAGGUUCCAUUUGAUCCGACUUGUCUGCAGCUGAAUUUUGACUAAUAAUUCCAUGUGAUUUGUUCUUUUAUUAAUAAGACUCUGUCUUUAAGGCGCUUUUAAGAAAAAAAAACUUUCUGACUUUUGAUCAAGAAAUCGUGUGGUAUGAUUUCUUUCGAAAGUACAUUUGUACGUAUGCUAGCGCUAUUUAUCUGAAGUGUGCAUGGUUUUUUACGCACAUACCCACUUCUCUGAUUGUUUUACGCGAAGUGUCGACCCUUGAUACAGCUGCUGAUAAUAGAUCACCUCAGGUGUUUCAAUGUUUUUUCAUAAUCAGUCUCUUGUUCUAAUAUAGGUUACUACCACAAGAAAUAAACAUCAUUCUAAUAUUAUUAUCUUAAAAUAGGUAAAAGUAUUUGCAAGGGGCAAAAUAAAACAAACAAGAAGAGAAAUGAUUUCGUCAUUUUAUGUAUGUUAUGUUUAAUUGUUGCUGAAAGAAGUGUGAUUUUAGAUUUUAGAAAGAGUGUGGUAGGCAUCAAGUCUUACAAAAAUAACUUAUUUUUUAUCAUAUGAUAAUGCACAUAUUAAGAAAAAAUUUAUAGUUGGAUGAGUUCAAAGGUUGGUGUGUUAAAAGGAUUGAGAGUAUAUUUUAGAGUAUGAUUUUUCCUGUUUAACCAUGUUGUUCUUCUAGGUCUCAGCAAAGACAUAUCAAUCUUGCUUUAUUAACCCUUUAACUCCCAAGAUCUAAUUGUUAAUUCUCCCCUGUAGCUUCUACACAUUUCCUUGUAAAUUAGUUAUGAGAACUUGGUGCUAGAUCAAGUUAGCAGCUUCUAGCUGAUAAAUUUGAAUAUUCUCAUUACCUGAUUGCUGAAGAAUGUAUGGAUAUUGUAGGGAGAAGUUUUAUGUCAAUCACCUCUGGGAGUUAAAGGGUUAAAAUUCUAACUGUGAAUUGCAAACAGUUAUAUUUGGAUAAGACUUAUUAUAAGUUGCUAGAUUACAGGUUUUGUUCAGUUCUUGUCAAGUUAUCCCUUUUUUUGCAAUCACAGUUUUGUUUCUUUAAUAUUAUUGUUUUAGUAAUGUACUGGAAACUUAAAAAAUCAAUACAACUUGAAUUACUGUAAAUCCAAGUUGUUUGUUUUUCACCUUUUUUCCUCUAAGAGUGACUAGCAUCUAAUUUCUCUAUACAAUAUCACCCCCAAAUCAUAAAGUAAGGUCACAAGAAUAAAGGAAACAAUCACCAACUGAAGAAGCUCUUGAUUUUUAACCCUUAAACCCCAAAGAGUGACUAGCAUCUAAUUUCUCCUUACAAUAUCACCACUGAAUCAUGCAUUAAUGUCAAGAGAAUAUAAGAAAUAAUCACCAACCAAAGAAACUCUUGAUUAUUAGACAAAUUCUUCUUUUCAGCACAUUAAUAAAUGCACCAAGAACAGUAUAGAGAAUAUGCAUACUGAUUUUAGGAUGUAAAGGGUUAAAGAAAUUCUCCUUAUCAGCACCUUAGGAAAUGUGAAGAGAACUGUAUGGAUAAUAUACAUCCUGAGGUGUCAAGGGUUAAACAAAUAAUCAUAUUAGUACUUCUUCUUUGAUUUUAGAUGAAGAUAUCAUUGAAUGUGGAUGUAUUGAAGAGGACAAGGCUGUUGAACAACUGAGACAAGAACCUUAUACCCUCCCUCAGGGUUUUGUUUGGGAUACCUUGGAUAUCAGUGAUGCGAAAGUGGUAUGCAAUACAAAAACAUGCUCUGGUAUAUGAUUUUGAUAUAUUUACAGUCAAACUUUUUUCACACAUAACCUCUUCCAAGGAGGAAACAGUUUUCUAAGAGUGAAGCUCAGUGGAAACUGUGAGCUUCAAAGAGCAGAUAAUUGAAAGGGUGAAUGGAAGAGCAUACUAUUGCACCAAACAGAAGCACCAGGUUUAUUACCCUUCAAAUAUUAUUUGUAGCAAGAAGGACAGAAUGUUUAUCUCAAAACUUUCCUUUUGGUGCAAUUUUUUAAACAAACGAAGUUGUGUAUUCCUCUGUAACAUUAGAAAAAUGCGCUCCUUAGUUGAAAAAAAAACUUUCAAGGGAGCCUUUUCACUGCAUGUGACUCAAGGUCUAUAAAUAAGAAGGUUUUGCUUGGAGAAAUUGUCACUGGAUAUUCUUCAAAUUUAGCUCGAGCACAUUCAGUUGCAUGACUCAUUUAAACCAUUCUCACAGGCAUGGAAACAUUAAAUGAAAGAGAACUAAUAAUAACGCAAGCCUACAAUUUAUUUUAGUCUUAAACCUUUUGACCCCAAAGAGUGAGUAACAUCUAAUUUCUUCUUACAAUAUCACUACUGAAUCACACAUUAAGGUCAUGAGAUUGAAGGAAAUGAUCACCAACUUAAGAAGCUCUUGAUUGUUAAACAAAUUCUCCUUGUCAGCACCUUAGGAAAUGAAUAGGGAACAGUAUAGAGAAUAUGCAUACUUGUGUAUGGCUGUUAAGAGUUAAGUGUGUCAUUUGUUUGACAACUGACAAUUUUUUAUAGAAAAAGAAUUCCUGUAUUUUACAUUUCUCCUGAUAUGUGUCUCCUUUUUUUGUUGCAGCUCAAAGAGCUUUAUACCUUACUGAAUGAAAACUAUGUGGAAGAUGAUGACAACAUGUUCAGAUUUGACUAUUCUCCAGAUUUCCUUUUGUGGUUUGUAUAAUUUCCCAUAAUUAAAAUUUUACAAGAUGAGAAGUAAGACUUUCUACCAUUGCUAAGUACUAGUAAUUUAUGCUGAAUAUCUAAAGCUGAAAAAUCCAGUAGAAUAAUAAUUUCUUUUUUUCCAAGGUUACAUUCAUUCAUGUUGAGUUAUGUUUGUAUUUCAGGGCCCUUAAACCUCCUGGUUGGAAAAUGCCAUGGCACUGUGGUGUGCGUGUAGCAGGCAACAAUAAGCUUGUGGGUUUUAUUAGUGCCAUACCUGCACAAAUUAGGGUUUAUGAACAGUAAGUUAAUUUUGAAGCUAUUAUAACCUUUUAUUAUAAAAACUGUGGUGCUUUUAUAAGGAUUUCCAGCCCUGAGUAAAGCUGUAACUGUACAUGUAUAAAAUUAUGUUAACUAUUUACGUGUUUGAUAUCACCCAUCAGCUUCUGACACAUUACUUGCCUUUUGCACCACUCUGUCAGGUGGAUGAAUAAUUGACAAAGUGUUCACCAUUCUUAAUGCAUCCUUUUGUGAAAAUUUUCUCAGAUUAUGGCUGCUAAUUGCACUGAAAGAUUUAUAUUGCUCACAGACAGCAACAUGAACAAUUUUCUAGAAGUGGAAAAAAACCAGAACAUGAAAAGGAAAACCAAAAGUAAUAUUAAAAAACUUUCAUUUCUUUUAUUUACAAAGUUUACUUUUCUUGUCAGUAAGGCCCUAUAGUGUUUAUAUAAUAAACAAUUGAAAAUGAUACUUGAUUGGUUCUAGAUAAAGAAUUUCCCUUUUCAUGUUCAACUUGAUGUCUCAAUCCUUUACGGGGCUCACUUGUGAGAUAUCAAGUCAAAAACUCAAAGAGAAAUUCCAUAUCUUCACAUGCCCUUUUGUUAAUCUUUAUGUAAUCUGGGCAAAGCACUCUUAUUUUCAAGCUAAGGCAAGUCAGUUUUGGAAACAUCUGAACAAACUUCUUGACUGCUCUAAAUGGUACACAUGUAAAUCUGGGUGGGGUUCAAAGCUGGGAUAAGAUAACCCAGGGUUAGUAUGAAAUCUGAUUUCAGACCUAAAGGCUUUAACAAAAAAUUCAGUACAACUCUUUUUGUCUAGGAUUUGAUGAUUUGAUGUUCUAAAAAGAGUAGAGAAAAUUAUCCCAAAAAGGCUUUUGAACAAAGCGAUAAGGAAACCCUGUUUAAAUUUAACUCUGGGUUGAUGCUGUUUCACAUGAUGUGCAUCAGUUCUUUCAAGCAAACAUAGGUUUUAUCCAAUUUUCACAAGUAUAUGUCACAGAGUCCUUCAUAAUAAUUUUAAUCUUGUAUCUUAUAUUAAUCUCAUAUUUAUCUCAUAUAAUCUGAUGACCUACCACCUACAAUCUGCAACUUAGAAAAGAAUAUUGUGGUCUUAAAGUUAAAAUGCCAACAAUUUUGUAGCUUAUUGGUAAGCAAGGCUAGAUUCAAAGUCCUUAGUUUUUACAAGCAUCAUGCAUAUUGCUAGGAUUGAGAAUCUCUAAAACUACUGUGUGCCUUGAAAUAAAUAAACUUGAGAGUAGAUUCUUGGCUUGAUCAUCUCAUAUAAAGAGUUGCCAUACAGUUUUCAUGAAUGUCUGGAAAAGAAAUAAUCUGAUUCCCUAUUAACACCUAAACCUUUGGAUCAAUUCUACUCUAGUUGAGAGAAAUCUCAUGAUUCGCCGUAUAAAAUUGGCCAUACUGAUCUGUUUUGCCUUACUGUGUGACCUGUGAAAUUUGGAUACUUUUCGGUCAUCUCUCCUCGUUUUUGCUCUCUCCAGGAUUGUCUCUAUGGUUGAAAUUAACUUCCUGUGUGUUCAUAAGAAGCUCCGAUCCAAACGAGUUGCCCCAGUUUUGAUAAGAGAGAUCACAAGAAGGGUGAACUUGGAGGGGAUUUUUCAAGCUGUUUAUACUGCUGGUGUAGUUCUUCCCAAACCAGUUGCUUGCUGUCGGUAAGUACUAUAGUUAUUUUCUUUGCAGAAUUGCAUUCUUCAGUCAAACCUGUGUUAAAGCAGCAUCAUAUUGAAAGGUCACAAGUCCAGGGUUUAUUCCCCUUAAUUACUGUGAUUUUACCUCAAUUAAGGGGUCACCUCUAUUAAGCAGUUGCAGUCACCCUUUACUGAGUCCCAGCAGUUUGUUUGUAUUGUCUUCCACCUGUAUUGAACAGUCACCUGUAGUGGAACCACUCAAAUAAAACUAAGAAUAAUCUCUCAAGUCACAUUUAUUCCAUGUUUAUCUCCAAAAACCAAGGUUAGUGGUACUUUUAAGGGUGAUUUUGUACAUUUAGUGGUCAGUUAUGACAUAAAAUGACAUUCAAUGUCUUUUUUUUAUAAUACCCCUUUUUUGUGACAGUCAUCCUGUAUCAGGGUUACACCCCACCUUUCCUUGCUGGUGAUGGCAGGUUUGACUGUAUUUGUAAAUUCAUCCAGCCGCACUAUUGAGUUUGAAAUAAAGCAAGGCUUCUUAAGUGCAGACUACUGUUGUACUUAGUCCAAACAUGUGUUUACAUGUAUGGAUAAACUUAAUGGUGCUGUUAUUGUUCUCAGCUACUGGCAUAGGUCCCUCAACCCUAAGAAACUGAUUGAGGUCAAGUUUUCCCAUCUCAGCCGUAACAUGACCAUGCAGAGGACUGUGAAACUUUACAGACUACCAGAAGUAAGAAAUUCAAGCCAUAAGCAUUUGUUUUGAAUUGACAUAAAUUCAGUCAUUUCAAUUGUGUUCCCCAUUUUGAUAGUGGAUCAAAAGUGAGUACAGAACCAAGGGUGAGAUUAACAAUCUCACUAUUGGCCAAGUUUUUGGUGUAUCUCUGGAAGAAUCUGUGGCUCAAGUCAAAAUUGAUUUGUAGGGAAAAGUAUGAAAAAAUAAUGCUAAUAUGUGACCCCAUGCACAUUUGAACUUUUAAAGAUUGGCUUGUUCAAAUUCCCCCUCCCCUCCCCUGGACCAAAAUUGUGAUCAAAUGCCUUACCCAAGUGCUGGAUUUGAUUGUCAACUUUUUAGUAGACAUUUUCCUCUCAGCCCUGUGCUCGUGAAAUUGGAUGCUUUAAUUUCCUUUAUACACCUCCAUAUUAAAAUAUAAAACGUGUAUAUUCCACAUGAUGGUUCAGGUUCCAAUCUUCCCACCCCACCCAGACAAGGUUCAAAUUUUCCACAACACCCAGGCAAGGUUCAAAUUCCCCACCCACCAGGUAAAUGCCUGUGGGUUACCUUGGGGGUGGGGUUGGGGAGAAUGUUGAAGAUUUGAACUGAUGGGCACAUAAGCCCACCACAAUUUGCAUGAUGCCUGAACAAUAAUAAGUCAACACUGAUGGAGGAGGGUAGAAUGAGUUGGCACAGAAUGUGAAAGUUUUUUUUUUGUUGUUGCAGAGAUGCUUAAAGCAACAUGCAAACCCUUGUUACAACUCUCAUUCGUUCUCUAAUUCACGUACAUACUAAAAGUGAGGAGAGGAAUUUGUUUCCAGUUUCUAUUGUCCAAUUUCUUCACAGGAGACAAAACUAAAGGAAAUUUGUACUCUAAAAGAGCAGGAUGUGAGCUCUGCAUAUCAAAGUACAGUGAAGGUAUGAGUUUAAGUUGUGUGACAUAGAUGGGGAGGGAUACAAAUUAUUAGUUGUGUGACACAGAUAGGAAGGGAUACGAAGUACAAGUUGUGUGACAUAGAUGAGGAGUAAAUGAAGUACAAGUUGUGUGACAUAGAUGAGGAGUAAAUGAAGUACAAGUUGUGUGACAUAGAUAGGAAGUGAUACAGAGAAUAUCCAGUGGUUCAUACACACAGUAACCUGAAUCUUGAACCAAAACUGACCUUUCGUGGAUUUUUCUCAGUCAUUUCCUGUAGUAAUUACAGAAAUUUUUACUUCACCCACAAACAGAUUUCUCUGCACAAGGUAGUUUGUCAAUAUUGUCAGUCAUCGGAUGCUUAUAAUCAAACGUAAAACUGUGACGUGGGCGUUUCACAGCAGGCAUUUUAGUAGUGAUACAAGUUUAUAAUUCUUAUUUAAUGACAUGUAGGAGCGUAAUGAGCAAUAUCCAUUGUUCAUUUGUCGUUAAAAUACUUUUUACAUCUUGAGACUUUAAAAACAACUUUCUUUGUUUGACAAUGUCACCAUCAAGGUUUGCAAUUGUCCGAUAAAAUUUGUUUGUCACGCAACUAAUUAUGCGUGAAAUAAAUUAUUUAUUGAAAUACAAUAAAACAGAGUAUUCAAACUUCCAGAAGGAUUGUUUUCUGCCUGUCAAUGUGUGUUUCUGCUGAUUUCUCUUUCUGAAAAAUGACUCCUCUAAUUACGUAUUUCAAUUUCCAUGAAUACAUGACCAUAAAUUUAUUGUGCUUACCACAAAAUAAAGUUAAUUAUAUUCUUUAUCAUUUUUCUGUUACACAGUACCUGAAGAAGUUCAGCUUAGCCCCAGAGUUCUCGGAGGUAAGGAAUACACUAUGCUCAAGUAAAUGUUUACAAUUGCAACUCUCUUUACUGAUGCUUAAUGCAUGAAUUUCCUUACACUCUGCUCGAGAAGAACUCCUCAGGGUACCAUUAUUGUGCUUAGUGUGUUCAACAGACAAGAUAAUUCUCUGGCGACUUCACAGAAUUCUCUGCUUACAUUUCGAUGGCUCGAGUUACUUUUUUAAUUAAACUUUGAAAAGAUACUUCAGUCACUUUACUCCAUUCUCCUUCUUCUACAGUUCUUAACCCUUUACACCCUAACAUCAGUGUGCAUAUUCUCCAUACUGUUCUCUAAACAUUUCGUAAGGUGCUGACAAGGAGAAUUGGUGUAGCAAUCAAGAGUUGGUGAUUAUUUUCUUUAUUCUCAUGACCUUAAUGUGUGAUUCAGGGGUGAUUUGGUAAGGAGAAAUUAGAUGUAAGUCACUCUUACGGGUUGAAGGGUUAGAUAAAAUCCUGUUUAAUGUGUUAAGGUGUAUUAAGCAAAUUUCACUUAUUUGAAAACCCCUUUCAUUCACUUACCCGUAAGACUUUUCAGUCGUUUGAACUAGUCACUCAUGUAUGCAUUUUGUUACACAGGAAGAAUUCAGACACUGGUUUACUCCUCGUGAAGGCAUCGUAGAUUCGUUUGUUGUCAAGGUACGUAUUUUGUUUAGUGCGGCGUUCAUCAAAAAACAGGUAAAUAUGGCGCAAUACUUCUUAAAAAUAAGAGAAACUGAAGCUCAAGGUGCUGCUCUUUGAUCUGAGAAAAUGCUUGAUUAUUCGCGACAGGGAAGCAAGUUGUUGAAAACAAAUUGUUCUCGCCCUACGGAGCUCGAGCAAUUUUGUACGCCUUAUAAAAAAUGUACUCGUGCUGAUUUAUCACAAAACGCACUCGAGAUGAUGUGAUUACCUACGUUAAUGGCCACUGUCCGAGUCUUGAUGGACGCAUAAGUUUCCCUGCGCUUUCAGCAAUUUGCUUGUUUUUACUUACAAGGCACCUUGGGAUAUUUCCCUUUCCUCUGAUUGGCUGUUGAAAUUGCUUUGGUUGUGGUUUUACGAAACUAGAGGUUUCAAUAACUUUUUUUCAUAAGCGGCUGCUGAUGGAGUAGUAGGCGGCUGUGUCGUAAGGCGAAUCCUUGACUCGAAAGCCGCUCUCAGGCCAAACGGACGGUAGUUGGAGGUCUUACGGGCAGCGUUAGGUCGCUUGUAACCGGCUCUUCUUGAAAUCCCUACGGCUUUCUAAGGUGCUUAAUCGUUUUACUCCCAAGAUCUCAUAAGUAAUUCUUCCCACUGUUUGCCCCACAAUUCUUAUAGCGUUAGUUAGGAGAAUUUGGUUUUGGAACAAUUAAUGAUCCCCUGAUUGACAUGUUUCUUUAUUCUUAUCACUUUUCUGUAUGAAAUUCUAUUGAUAUUGUGAGGAAACUCUAUCUUAAUCACUUUGGAAUUUAAAGGGUUUACGUCGCACUGCGUUUUACUAAACAGAGGCAAUUGUGGUCAACACCAAACUGUAAAUAUUCAUUUUGACAUCUCAGAACGAACAAGGACAAGUCACUGACAUGAUCAGCUUCUACACUUUGCCGUCCACCGUGAUGCAUCAUCCAGCGCACAAACAGCUCAAGGCUGCGUACUCUUUCUACAAUGUGCCGCAAACUGUUCCCCUUGUUGAUCUGAUGCAGGAUGCGUUGAUUCUAGCCAAGCAGGUAAUUUAAGGGGGCACUGGUGAUUGUAAAUGUGACGUGGUAGCUUCAGGUCACCAAAUUGUUACGGAAACCGCGGUGGCCUGACACACAGCGCGCUAGACUCCGGUCUGAGAAGUCUGAGCUCGAGUCCCAGCUGGGUCAGCCGGGAUAUGCCCUUGCGUAAGACACUUUGCUUUCACAAUGUCUCUCUCCGUGCAGGAGUGUAAAUGUUUACCGGCGAACUGUUAGGGACAACCGACAAAGUACUGACGGAUAACCCAUGUUGGUCUGGCGUCCCAUCCGGGGGAAGUAGCGAUACUCUUUUUUAAUUCAUGCGACAGAAAUCGAAGCUGAGCAUCAGCAUUUAAGGGCUACUUGGCCUCUAAGAGACCUUCUAGUAUUUAGUAUAAAUCUACUAGCGUCCUUUGAAAAGUGCAGCAAUCUAAUUAGCUGCGUUACUUCCGAUCUAUCUUCCUUACUAGAUAGUGAGUACAAAGAGAAGCUUAAUAGGGUGCAGUGGGAAACGAAAUAACAUAAAAACAUGAACCCGUCUUGUUGAGUUUGGACUUCUGGUCGAUUUAUUAUGAUAAUAGAACCGAGUGGAGUCUAAUUCGGUCUGUAAUCAUGCGAGUGACAAACAACAUUGGACGGCCGCGAUUUGUCAAUCGCGUGUAAGACUACAGACAGAAUUGGACAACGCGAAGUCCUCUUACCAAUUAAUCAAAACUAUGACAAGAUCUGAGAAAGAAACUUGACAUCGGUUAUACUUUUUCAUAAAAAAAAACAAACAAACAACCGUUAACUCGGAAAUGCGAGACAACAGCACGCGCACAUGACGCGUUCUGUCCACUUACGCGGGCAUGACGUUUUAACUGUCCCUUUCAUUGUCCUAGUACACUGUCCAAUUACAAGCAUGACGCGUACACUGUCCUAUUAGUGCACAAAUCGGGCUGGUGAUGACGAAUCACGUUCGAAAAUUUUGUUAUAGUAUUGAUUAAUGCAGAAACGGCUAGAUAAUGAGCUCGAGAUUUGUAAGCUUGGUAGUUCAUUCGGCCUUCAUCUUCAUCAUUUAUCACUCGAUAGAGAUUUCGAGCGCAUGAUGUAAUUGUUGAAUAUAGAACUCGAAAAUGCCAGAGAAUUUAAUCAAGUAAAAUGCAUCAUUUUGAUAGGACUCAUGUACAGGGGGGAAAUUGGAACCUUAUUUUUCAUCUGAGAAAUUCUAUUUUCUUUAGGAGAAAACAGUUGGGAUGUAGUCCAUGGCUCAGUUGUUUAAAGAGCAAAUAACGCUGUCCGAUGGACAGAUCGAUAUAUAUCGGAUAAGAGUGAACAAAACUUAUGACGCUUUAUCUAAUGGGUAGCGUUAUCCACCCUACGAACCCCCGGAGCCAGGAAAUUUCGAAAACUAAUGUACGAGUAAUUUUUUUAUUUCCAGCGCGAGUUUGAUGUGUUUAAUGCUCUGGACCUUAUGGAGAACAAAGAAUUCCUGGAAAAGCUCAAGUUUGGUAUCGGUGAUGGUAACCUACAAUAUUAUCUGUACAACUGGAAAUGUCCGUACAUGGAGCCCACUAAGGUC
This is a messenger RNA of Pocillopora meandrina, 10786 nucleotides long. The record is from the annotation of a GenBank genome assembly. NCBI's taxonomy places the organism in Eukaryota, Metazoa, Cnidaria, Anthozoa, Scleractinia, Pocilloporidae.